Cantharellus anzutake is the source of this 630-nucleotide messenger RNA. RefSeq lists its product as uncharacterized. NCBI's taxonomy places the organism in Eukaryota, Fungi, Basidiomycota, Agaricomycetes, Cantharellales, Hydnaceae. The transcript is spliced from 4 exons. Bases 1 to 630 code for a protein of 209 amino acids. The record is from RefSeq and is a predicted model, not a curated record.
AUGUUCAGCAACUCUGUCAAGGAUGCAAAGAAGGAGUCGUGCAAAAAGGUUGUUGGUAGCAAACCCAAGGUCAAAUACUAUCAUGAGAUAGCAAAGGCAGUCUUUGAUGUUGGGGGUGAGGAAGAACGUGGCGCUUAUUUAAUGGAACCUGAGCACUAUGCAACUUCUGUCUUGGGUUGGAUCACCUAUUUACAGAAGACAUAUACUACAUAUCGCAAGACAAUGCGCAACACUGGUGAAGGUCUGAAAGAUGAGGAUGAGAGUCAGUCCAAGGUGUAUAGAAACCAGCUAGAGAAGAUUAAAGCAUCUUUCCCUUGGUGGAACACACUGCAUGCUUGGUGGUCGGAACAUCCCAAGUAUGCAUUUCAAAUGGUAACAAACUCGACAAGUGGUGCCAGAAAAAUGGUAAGUGAUUUGGAGCAAGCUGUCUCUGCUCCGCAGCAAGUUAUGGAUAAGGCAAACACACCCUCCCAUCCACCUCCUGAAUCACUGUCUACUUUCCAACUUCCACUUCCCCAUGUCAACUCCCCGCUCCCUUGGGCUGAACCAGCACCUCAAGCUGACCCGGGACUUCUUAAUACCAACUCGCCACUUUUUCACAUUGACAUGUGUCAGGGCACACCCGCCUGA